UCGACACAUCUGCACACAAGUUCGCGAUCGCCUCGGCGGCUGUUCUUCGCGCGAGUUUAGGAAGUUUUCUCGCAACGUGUUUGCCCUCCCGGUGCAACGACUCCCACGGGCCAACAAUGUGGCUAAUGCUAACGCUAACGCUGGCGCUAAGAAACUUGGCGAGCUAACGUCACGUAGCUUAGCUUAGCUUAGCGAGCGACUCGGUUUGACGUGGGGCUUGGCGAACGAGCCAUGUGCUAGUUGGUUUGUUAUUCCCAGUUUACUUUACGUGGAUUAGCGCCAAUGUUCCCGUUUUUAUUAGCACAAAACGACGCGCGCGACGCGAGGCGAGCCGACGAACGCAAACGUCCAGGUGGUUGGAAUGCUACGGUUGGCGUUAGCUAACGCUAGGCUAACUGCGGACUGCAUGGCUAACGUGGGCGACCCGUGCGUUAGACUGCCGCGUCUCCCUCGCCUCUUUGCACACGACUGCCGCGUCUCUUUCGCCCCGGCGUCGUUUAGAUCAUCGACACACUGCAACUACGGCAACUGCAACUUCAAGAAAAUGUCAACUUCGACAGCGUUUCCUCGACCAGCCGGAAAUGGAGAAACGGUUAGAAGAGAAGCUACGGAUCAGCCAGAGGGAAAAGGAGUCCAGUAACAAUUCCUCGCGAUCUCCGCUGAGGACGACCAUGGUGAUCCAGGACGACUCCCCACCAGCAGCACCCCCACCCCAGAUACGCAUUCUGAAGCGGCCUGCGAGCAACGGCUCACUGGGAUCGUCGAUGAAUCAGAACCGGCCCGCACUGCAGGUGAAGUCUCUGGCUCAGCGAGAGGCCGAGUACGCCGAGGCCAGGAAGAGAAUACUGGGCAGCGCGUGUCCAGAGGAGACGCCUCAGGACAAGCCCAACACUGACAGGCGCAAUAACUCUACAUCGCCUUCAGAGGACGCCCGGUCAACCAAUCACACUGUCCGGCAGCCAGCCGGCCCAGACGGCACCCACGGGUUCCGACAGCACAGAUAAGCAGAACCCGGGGGCCAACCCGGCUAUCGAGAGGAGAGAGAUCGGCCGCCUCCUGAGAGCACUGUGUUUUUAAAAAAACCCUUCAGUUCCAUGAUAUCAGCUGGGCAGUGAACACGGCCGCACCGCUGCUCAACUCCUCCCACCACGGAGCGCAGAACUCCAGGAGGAAGUCAGACGCGCUCUCUCCUCUCUCCCGAUCCAGUCUGUUCGACACUGUGAUUAUAGACAUCUCCUGGACUCACUGUGAUGAUCCCUUUAAGAGACGCCCCCCCACCCAACUCUCACCCCCUUCAGUGACCAGCGGCUCCGCCCCAGGACGCCUGCGAGGGCACAAGCAAAGACGUUUUUCCGAAGGACGGAGCAGCGAGAGGAGGAGACGUGAUGGCACAUAGCAAGAUGAGACGAGCUGGUACUUAUGCAGCCGCUUCUCCCCAGCAAUAAUACCACGCGCACCACUUCUCACACCUUUCUCGUGUUUUAAAUUUUCCAGAUGUCCGCCCAUGAAAUUUUUAUCCUAGAUAAUGACCGAGGACAGAUACAAGUACUUUGUUACAUACACACACGCACCACCAAGAAUCCGUUCAUUAAAACAGCUUUUAUGAUAUAUUUUUUAAAUAAACAUAGCAAUUUCUGCAGGUUUCACAUUUGUGUUAAAAUGAUCUCCACACGGCGUCUUCACGGAGCCCCAGGGCUGCAGUUUGUGCCGUCACAUCUCCCACAGUGUUUCACUGCUGCCUGUCCAGUUACGGAGCUGUCAGCAUUAUCAGUACACCCCAUUAUGUAAAUAGCCAUUUGUUUAAAAAAAAAAAACGGGUGAGGGUCAUGUGUGUCACGGUGUACAUCCGACAAGUUCUGUUUACGUUUUUUUUUUUGUUUUUAAUUGAGCUUUACAGCUGUCUUCCUUAGACCGUCACUUCAUUAUUUCUAUUUAAAAGCAAAAGCAAAAAAAAACAACAGACGAGGAGAUUGUGGAUUUAGGUCCAUUUUUAAGUAGCUUUUUUGCCUUUUUGUAUGAGGUGGCAGCGAUGUCAGCCGUAUUUUUAAUCCAAAUGAACCAAAAGCCCAUUUUUAAAAUCGACCGCUAUAUGUUUCAGGUAAAUCAGAUGUCACUAUUUAGAAAGCAUCGUCUGCAGCAACUCGAGGGAAGUUCAGAUGGUGGGGAGGGGGGGUAAGGGGUCGAAUUUACUGCUGUAGUGAACGAGGCGCGCCGAUCGCGUCCCCCGCUGGCGUGCAGACCGUAGGAACUCAGGUGCAAGCGAAUGAGGCUGAAUGAAUGAAAUGAACGAAGAUUGUAUUUUUCCUGCGGGUUUGAGUCGCUCAAAAAGCAUAUGUCCAGAUUGAAGUGUGAAGAAGUGCCGCGUGGAAUCGAACUGAAACAAUGUCCACAUCCUAAGAAGAAUGAAUGAGUUGGAGGUUUUGUUUUUUUGUCUUGAUCGCUGGUCACAGUUUGAAAUCGUAACACCCGCUCCUUGUUCGGUAACCGAUAGUCCGCUCCUGAAAUGGAUCAUGCAGGACGCAGCUGGAUGUGAACCAGAGAGGCGGCGACUAGUCGGCUGUCCGUCGUGCCCGACACGUGAUGAGUUCUCCACGUUGACUUGUUGAAAUGGAGAAGAGAUCUGGAAAAAGCCAUAUUCAGUGGUGCACGCCAUCUGUAGAAACGUUCUAAUAAUGGUUGAAUUCAGCUCGUGCCUCCCGUAUCAUGUCUUUACUUUGCAGUUGUUGAUUUUAUUAGUGUUAGUUCGAGAACGUGAAUAUAUCGGAGGGGGAAUUCACAAAACUCGUUUUAAGAUUUUAGUUCAGGAAAAUCCAGCGGCAGAGCAUGCAACAGACUGGUUUUAGCUGAGCUCUGAGUGCGAAACAUAAACUGCCUGUAAAUACUGAUUUAAUAAAAUGAUUUGCCAAAAAAAA
Messenger RNA from Scophthalmus maximus (turbot), 2912 nucleotides. RefSeq names its product SUZ RNA binding domain containing 1 (gene szrd1). Bases 582 to 1004 code for a protein of 140 amino acids. The transcript has 4 exons. NCBI's taxonomy places the organism in Eukaryota, Metazoa, Chordata, Actinopteri, Pleuronectiformes, Scophthalmidae. The record is from RefSeq and is a predicted model, not a curated record.